AUGUCGCGGGUGAGCGGCCCCGGGCCGGCCGGCAGCGCCAAGGAGAAGCGCUCCUUCAGCAAGCGGCUUUUCCGCGGGAGGGCGGCGGGCGGCGGCGCGGGCUCGGCCCCGACCGCCGCCCCGGCCCCAGCGCCGUCCGGGCGGUCGCUCGGCGGGUUCAUGAGCCGCGUGCUGAAGACCCUCUCCACGCUCUCGCACUACAGCAGCGAGCCCGAGACCCGCGGCGCGCUCGCCCCGCGCCUGCCCCCGCCGCAGGCGACGGGCGGCCUGGGCAGCUGCUUCCCGCCGGGCCCGCCGCGCAGCCCCGAGCCCCCGCCGCGCCCCGCCGGCGGCUCCGAGGCCGUGCCCGGCGUGGCGGGGCUGCGCAACCACGGCAACACCUGCUUCAUGAACGCCAUCCUGCAGUGCCUCAGCAACACCGAGCUCUUCGCCGAGUUCCUGGCGCUGGAGCAGUUCCGCGGCGGGCCGCCCCCCGCCGACGGGCCGCCGCCCGCGCCCGGCGAGGUCACGGAGCAGCUGGCGCAGCUGGUGCGGGCGCUCUGGACGCUCGAGUACACCCCGCAGCACAGCCGCGACUUCAAGAACAUCGUGUCCAAGAACGCGAUGCAGUACCGCGGCAACGCCCAGCACGAUGCCCAGGAGUUCCUGCUUUGGCUGCUCGACAGAGUCCACGAGGAUCUGAACAAUGUGGUGAAUUCCAGUGGCAUGCCUCCACUCAAGCCACCUCUGGAGGAUGAUGUGCUGCUUGAGGGCCCAGCCUUUCCCAUCAGUAGCACUUUUGUGCAGGAACUCUUUCAAGCCCAGUACAGGUCCUCCCUGACGUGCCCUCAUUGCCAGAAGCAGAGCAACACCUUUGACCCCUUCCUGUGCAUCUCGCUGCCGAUCCCUCUGCCGCACACCCGGCCUCUCUAUGUCACCGUGGUGUACCAGGGCAAGUGCUCGCACUGCAUGCGCAUCGGCGUGGCCGUGCCCAUCUCCGGAACCGUGGCCAGGCUGCGGGAGGCCGUGUCCUCGGAAACCAAGAUACCCACGGAGCAGAUCGUGCUGACAGAGAUGUACUACGAUGGGUUCCAUCGCUCCUUCUGUGACACCGAUGACUUGGACACCAUCCACGAGAGCGACUGCAUUUUUGCCUUUGAGACCCCAGAGAUCUUCAGGCCUGAGGGCAUCCUCAGUCAGAGAGGAAUACAUGUGAACAAUAACCUGAAUAACUUGAAAUGUGGCACUGAGCACUCCCGAACAAUAGCUUACUCUCAAGGAAUGGUGAAGUCUGGAAAACUGGAACAGUCCUCUCCUAAACUAGCAGCAAAUGACAAGAUUGUCUUGCUGGUGUGUAACAGAGCGUGCACUGGACAGCAGAGCAAAAGGUUUGGCUUGCCCUUUGUGUUGCACUUGGAAAAAACAAUUGCUUGGGAUAUUCUGCAGAAGGAAAUACUGGAGAAGAUGCAGUAUUUCCUGCGGCCUGCAGCCUGCUUGCAGGUUUGCCCAUUCAGCUUGCGAGUGGUCAGUGUUGUGGGCAUAACAUACUUGCUACCUCAGGAGGAGCGACCCCUCUGCCACCCAACAGUGGAAAGGGCAUUGAAGUCAUGCGGACAGGGGGGAACUGCUCAUGUGAAAUUAGUGGUAGAAUGGGACAAAGAAACUAAAGAUUACUUGUUUGUGAAUACAGAAGAGGAAUAUAUUCCAGACUCUGAAAGCGUCCGCCAGCAGAGAGAGCUUCAUCAUCAACCUCAGAUCUGCACUUUAUCUCAGUGUUUCCAACUGUACACCAAAGAGGAACAGCUUGCCCCAGAUGAUGCAUGGCGAUGCCCACACUGUAAGCAGCUGCAGCAGGGUAGCAUCACACUGAGCCUCUGGACCUUACCUGAUGUUCUCAUCAUACAUCUCAAAAGGUUUAGACAGGAAGGAGACCGAAGGAUGAAACUUCAGAACAUGGUUAAAUUUCCCUUGAGUGGCUUGGACAUGACUCCUCACGUUGUGAAACGCAGCCAGAGCAGCUGGAGCUUGCCAUCACACUGGUCACCUUGGAGGAAACCUUAUGGCCUCGGCAGAGAUCCUGAGGACUACAUCUAUGACCUGUAUGCUGUCUGCAACCACCAUGGCACCAUGCAAGGGGGACAUUAUACAGCAUAUUGCAAGAAUUCUGUUGAUGGCCAGUGGUACUGCUUCGAUGACAGUGAAGUUCAGCAGCUUUCUGAAAGUGAAGUCUGCAAGCAGACCGCUUACAUCUUGUUCUACCAGCGGCGCACAGCGAUCCCCUCGUGGUCUGCCAACAGCUCGGUGGCAGGCUCCACCAGCUCGUCGCUGUGCGAGCACUGGGUCAGCCGGCUCCCGGGCAGCAAGCAGCCCAGCGUGGCCUCGGCCGCCUCCUCGCGCCGCACCUCGCUCGCCUCGCUCUCCGAGUCCGUGGAGCUCACCGGGGAGCGCAGCGAAGAUGAUGGAGGAUUUUCAACUCGACCAUUUGUAAGGAGUGUCCAGCGUCAGAGCUUGUCAUCCAGAUCCUCUGUCACCAGCCCGCUGGCAGUGAGUGAAAAUGGUGUCAGGCCCUCGUGGUCGCUCUCUGCAAAGCUGCAGUUCCGCUCCAACUCCCCAUCACGCUUCUCUGGAGAUUCCCCAGUACAUACCUCUGCUUCCACUCUGGAGAAGAUUGGGGAAGCUGCUGAUGACAAAGUUUCCACCUCAUGCUUUGGCAGCCUGAGGAACCUCUCUAGCAGCUACUUGGAGCCCUGUGACAGCAGUCGGCGAGAGCACAGGACAGCUCGCAGAGCCCCUUUGGCUGUCAUGGAAGGGGCGUUCAGGGAAGAGUCCGUUGUAAGGACAUCGAGCUCAGACCUUUCAGAUGGCUAUGGGAAAAGCUCUGUGCAGCCAGACAGGAGUCACCCUGCUCUGGACCCUUUUGAUAACAACAAUCAAAUCGCCUUUGUUGACCAGAGCGAUUCUGUGGACAGCUCUCCCGUGAAGGAGGUGAAAGCCCCAGCUGGGACGGGGCUGGCUGCAGAGAAGGCACAUGACACCCCUAAGAAGGGUCACAGCUCCAAAGGAGCUUCUGAGCCCGACAAAAGUUUGAGGAAGGGAAGGACAGUCUUAGCUACCCAAGAGACCAAAGUCUCUCACUCUUCUCCUCCACUGAAGAGCUCUCAGAAAGCUUCCCGGUCUAGAAGUAAGGCAGACUCCUCUAGGGUCAGCGGGCGACACGGGUCUCCUGCUCCCACACAGGCCAGGAAGGAGCACAGCACAAAGCCCCUGGAGGCAUCUGUCCCUUCAGCUGCACAGAAGCAGAAGUCAGGUUCUUCUCCAUCCUCCACGGCUGCCAAGAAAACCCCAUCAGGCUCAUUGACUAAGGGCUCUUCCUCUGGGAAGAGCCGGACUUCGGAGCGCAGCCUCAGCAGGGAGGGCUCCAAGGUCAGCCUGGGCUCGGAUAAAACGAGCGUCACCAGCGGCUCCAGGACGAGCUCCCCACGGAUCAGCCACUCCAGGAGUGACAGCAGGGCAGUGGACAGCAAGCACGUGCGCAGCUCCUCCAUGGCCAACCUGCGCUCCCCGAGCGCCGCCGCGCGCUCUGGGCUGAAGAGGGACAGCAAGUCAGAAGAGAAGGGUUUGUCUUUCUUUAAAUCAGCCUUAAGGCAGAAGGAGACACGGAGGUCGGCAGACCUGGGGAAGACAACGAUGCUUUCAAAAAAGACAGGGAGUGUCAGUUCCAAGUCAGGCAGUAAAAAUGUGCUGGAGGACAAACCGGAGAAAGGUGGUGUCCCACCAGCCUCUCAAACCAAUGCCAACAUUACUACAAAAGAAAAACUUGUCUCAAAAGAUGCCACAUCCAACAAACAUUCUCUGCUAUCCAGUCGCAAGUCCAAGUCUUCCCAGCUAGAUCCCAGAGUCCAGUCUCCUCCUUCCAGUGGCAAGCAGUCUGCUGACAAGCCGCUGAAAAAGUUACCUUCCAGCAUGCAGGUGUCUGUACGGCCUUCUCUGGAACCUCAGUGAAAUGCUGCAAUCCAGACCCUCAGCCCAGCGCUGCUCUGCCCGGAGGGGUGUGGGACCUGCACCAGAGCCACGUGCAGCAGGGUGUGCAGCGGUGGCUCCCGAUGCGGAGGAGAUGAGGAUGGGCUGCUCCUGCUGCCACCCCUGAGCCCAGCGAGGAGGAGGAUGGAGCAAGGCAGGAGGAGGACAGGCUGCCUGUCCUGGUGCUGAAUGGAAACCUCUGUCCUUGGUGGAUUGCUUGCGGCAACCCCGCAGGGCUGGGAGAGCUGCCCCAGUCUCGGGGCAAAGGGGGCACAGAUUGGGCCACCCAGGGUCUCCUCUGGGCCGAAGGAUGGAAGAUGAUGUGCCCCCAGCCUGUGCCUGCAGCCCUUUCUGCUGUGGACUGGGAUCCUCCUGCUCCAGUGAGCCCUCAGUGCAUCAGGGGCUGGCUUGGGCAUAACAAACUCACCUUUCAACACGAUUUUUGAUCCUCAAGGGUUCUUUUUCCUCCUCUGUGCAUAUUUUUGCAGGAGGGGACUGUUGCACAGGUGAGCAGCAUUAUCACCCCCAUGCCCUUCAGUGCUCACCAAAGGGGAAGUUGUCAGUGACUCCCCCUGUUCCCCAAAUCCCCAGAUGGGUUGUCCUGUCCCCUUGCCUGGUGGUGGUUACAGAGGUGGUGAUGUUGGUGUGCUCAUCAACAGCUGUGCUGCAUUGCCCCUUGCCCACAGGGUCCUUGGGGGAUGCAUGGCCCCUGCCAGGGAGCCUUGGUCUGCGUUUCCAUCCAUCCUGCUGGGAGUGGUGAGCUGGAGCUGAGCCCUGGGUGCUGAGCUGAGGAGCUGCUGCUGCCCUGGCCGACCAGGCACACGAGUCCCACCCCUACCGUGUACCAGAGGCACUGCUUCACAGCUUGUGUGGAAAUGGGGAUGGCAGAUGUCAUAUUAAAUCAUGGGGUCAUCAUUUAUUUAUAGGUGAUUACAUUAAAGAGAGAUUAAUAUA
Agelaius phoeniceus (red-winged blackbird) is the source of this 4953-nucleotide messenger RNA. Lineage: Eukaryota; Metazoa; Chordata; Aves; Passeriformes; Icteridae. The record is from RefSeq and is a predicted model, not a curated record.